AGUGAUACCUAUCCGCCAUUUCCACAGGAACUGAUCGAUCGUAUCUGCGAGUUCCUUGUGUACGAGCCUUUCGCACUGACGAGGUGCAGCCUCGUUUGCCACGCUUGGUACCACGCCGCACGGCGCGUCUCCCGGCACAAUUCCCUCCAAUUGCGGACCCGAGAAGCCUUGAACGAUACAGCACGCAUGCUUAUGUCAGAAAGCAUCCGAUCAUAUGGCAAGCGUUUUAUUUACCUGAACAUCUGGGAGGACCCUCAAAAGCCAUUCACACACAUCUGGCCCAUGCUCAUCCCCGCGAGUCUUCUAUCACUUGUGGAGGUGGGUCUAUGCAACUGCGAUUGGGUGAUUACCAGACCACAUGUUUUAUUCUUCGACUUCCUCUCCGCCUAUACCAGCGUCACAAGCCUGAACAUCAGGCAGUGCCGCUUUCGUAGUAUAGCGGAACUCCACAGGAUUUCCAAAGCACUACCGAGUCUCGAAGAUCUGUUUCUCAUGGACGUCACACUACAGCACCCACUCGUUCCAGUUUCGGCGUCCCGCUACGGUCCCUCGUCGCGCAACAAGCUCAAGAAAGUCGCACUUCGGACUGAUUGCUCAACCUCCGAGUUGGGCGCUCACCAUCAAUUCUUGUUGAUUGUAUGUGCCAUGUACUCAUACGUAACAGAGCUAAGUUUAGACCUGGGCUCCUACUCUUCAUUUUCACAUCUUCAUCAGUUCUUAUGCCGUUUCCCCCAUUUGUCCAACUUGUCACUACAGAAUCCAUUUCGCUCACAUGUCGAGCCUGCAUCAGCGGCAGACGUGGCCCUGUACACAGCACAUGCACCCAAUUCCUCACUGUCAGAAUUCGAGCUCUCAUUCGUACACGCGUCGUGGCAGUUACAGCUUCUGAAUUUGAUGUUAACCCCGCAAGCAUGUAGCCAACUGGAAGGCCUGCAGCUCUACUCUACACACAGGGAUGGCCCAUGUACAGAGCUUGUACCACGUGUUACAGAGAUCCUGCACCUCGCCGGAGCUGGGCUCAAGAAGUUUCAGUGGAGAUGUGAUCUUGCUCAUGACUUGAUUCACGAUGUCGUACCGCGGAUUACAGCAAAUACAUCACUGACAAACCUGGUUAUCUAUUUCGACUCGGUCGAUCCAUCACUCCCGAGGAUUCAAGGGUACCUGGGUGCCUUGCUAUCUGACAUCCAAAGUCCGCAUCUGGAGCGACUCGAAAUUUGGAUUAUGAUGUCUGACUCCGAGACAUCUGAAGAUGGCGAUGAGGCCUCGGUCAGCGAGACAUACCCUCCCGGCUCCACCUCCACUUUCCACACUAUCCUCUCUCGCAGUGUCUUUGACCGUCUUCCAGCACUCCGAGCCUCCCAACAGUUGUACGAGGCCGCUGUACUCGUUGUAUUGGUUGGGAUGAAUGCUCAAACCGCCACGAUGUCUGCGAUCAAGCCACACAUAACCACUCUGUUCGCCCCGUGGCUGGAUCGCAGAGUUUUAUGGCUCGACUUCCAGCUGUUCUGAACACGAUAGGCCUCACAGUCAAAAAAUCGCACUCAGGCGGAGUGUGUCGGUCUCGCCGUUCCCAUCAAGAUCGGACCAUGACCG
Fomitopsis serialis is the source of this 1593-nucleotide messenger RNA. RefSeq lists its product as uncharacterized. NCBI's taxonomy places the organism in Eukaryota, Fungi, Basidiomycota, Agaricomycetes, Polyporales, Fomitopsidaceae. The transcript is spliced from 2 exons. The record is from RefSeq and is a predicted model, not a curated record. The coding region runs from base 187 to 1509 and encodes 440 amino acids.